Messenger RNA from Durusdinium trenchii, 2055 nucleotides. Lineage: Eukaryota; Dinophyceae; Suessiales; Symbiodiniaceae. The record is from the annotation of a GenBank genome assembly.
AUGGCCUUAAACGGUGCAAACGGCUGCGAAGUCGCACUCACCACCAACUCUCGUAGGACGGUUGGCUACAGCCUUGCACGGACGACGCCUGAGAAGAGUCAGGAGGAGUGGCGAUCGGAGUCCUUCCGGUGGAUCAAGACGCUCCCCCAACAGCAGAGAUGCGAUGUGACGCGCUGCUCCUCUCCACGUGCCGCGUGGCGCGUGCUGACGGAGACGCACAGUGCUGCCGCGCCGGUCGCGGUGCUGGAGGACGGCUGCUGUCGUGGUCCUCGGACACUUGAGGAGAUCAAGUUGGCCUUCAAGCGACGAGCUUUGCAGGUUCAUCCUGACAAGGGCGGCAGCAAGGAUGCUUUUCACUUAGUCUACCAGGCUUUUGAAACUCUGGCAGACUCGGAAGCACGGCGCCGCUACGACCAGCGCCUGGACCACGAAAAACGCCGGCGGACGUCGCGUCCGGGCGCGGGCGCUCGCGGCUGUGGCCCCGCGAGCGCGUCGCGCCCGGGACGAGCGGCGAAGAAGGCGGCGAAGCGCCACGCGGCGGAGAGGGCGGCGCCGGGGACGAAGUCUAAAGGAGCGAAGAAGGAGGUGGAGAUCUCGAACAAGCUCUUGAGCAAGCUCUAUGAGCUACUGAAGCUGAUUCCUCGCGGUGUCCGGAACGAUGUCUUGGCCAAGGACUUCUCGCAGAAGCAGCGUGUGCUCUUGGAAAAAUGGAUUGUGCUUCAGCGGGAAGGCACCGAAGGCGGCAGCGUUCCAGCCGCCGAAGGCGGAAAAGAGGCCUCAAUGGUGAAGGCGCCGCCGCCGCCGAAGCACGCCGAGCCGACGGCCGCAGCCCGAGCCGCGGCGCGGUCUCGGCUGGAACCACCGAGCCGCCGGAGGUGGGGGAAGCUGGUGAAGUUGCCGUUGGUCGACAAGGGCUACAAGGUGAGGCGGAAGGAGGAGAAAGUGAAUCUGCGGGGUUUGGUGCGGCAGGGUUCUGGAUAUCGUGCCAGGCUGUUCUUGUUUGGAAUCCGAGCAGAAACACAAGUGGUGGACUUGUCAACAGCAGUGGAGUUCCUGGUGAUCCUCACCUCGAUCAAGCAGAGAGUGCAGGCCUCAGGGGCGGAGGUGCAGGAUUCCAGCAUGGCUCUUCAACACCGCUUGCAAGAAGCAGUGGAAGUUUGUGCCAUGGAGCAUGGCCGAAGAUAUGAAGAACUAAGGCUACGCUGGCAUUUAGUCCAACAUGCAGGCAUCUUCUUUGUUGGACGUGCGUGCGGCAGGAGGUGCGUCUUCUCCCCAGUGGCCUCCAGCGUGGAAGAAGUGAUGAAGUACCACCGGUGUAUGGCGCCUUUCCGUGCCUACAUGAAGCAGAAUCUAGAGACUCGAAAGAGUCUGAUUUGGCACUACGGCCCACUUGACCUGACCGGUCUGUGGGAACUCUUUCUGAAUUCAGUGGCUGCCAUGUGGGAAGACCGCUUGGAUAGGAAGAAUGACCAGUUGCGCAAGAUGCAAGCGCUCUAUGAUGCAAACGUUGAUGUGCGUGCCCAGCUAUUGCAGCAGUGGGAGCUCAAGCAGAUGUCUAUGCAUGACAAGAACAGACACCGGCCACGUAGGUUCCGCACUUCAAGCCUCAGAUGGGAGCGCAAGCAGAUGAAGAUGCAUGACAAGGAUGAGCACCCGCACGGCUGCAAGAGAUUACGACAGAGAUGUCAUUGGGAGCGUGAGCAGAUGAGUUUACAUGACAAGGAGGAACACCAACGAGGCUGGCUGCAAAGAAUCAGGAAGCUGCUUCACAGGUGGAGACAUCUCUUGAGAAUCCAGGAGAGGCUGGCAGAGAAGAAGCGGCAAAGCUACUUGAGGCAGCGAAAGAAGGAGCGACUUGAACGGAGGCGACAGGACGAGGUGAAGCGGAAGCAUGCCCGAGACCAGCAGAAGGCGGAGCAACAGGCUCAGCGGUUGAGAAGGGACACGUUGCGGAAACGGAGGAUGUCUGACCUCACCAUGGACGAGAUUCUGGGCAAGAAAAGGGGAGAUGCGGUGCAGACAGCGUGCAGGCUGCGCAGCAAUGCCUGUGCUUAG